AGCUCUUCUCGCCAUCCCCAUCCUCUCUUUCUUGUCUUCUACUCACCCCAAGCUACCAGAGAAGCUGCCGAUAGAGAAGAAGACGCUUCUUUCUUUGUUUGUCUCCCUUUCUCUCACCCUCUUCUAGAGGGUGUGAUUCCGUGGGAGAGAGAGAGAUGAUGAUGACGAAGACGACGAUGGUGGAGGAGGAGAGGAAGAAUAAGGGAGAGGGAGAGGAGGGUUUGGGAGAGGGUGGAAGCGCGCUGAGGACGGCGGAGACGGUGAUGAGGUUGGUGCCCGUGGGGCUGUGCCUAGCGGCGCUGAUGAUCAUGCUCAAGAACAACCAAAACAACGACUUCGGCGCCGUCUCCUACGCCGACCUCACCCCCUUCAAGUAUCUGGUGUAUGCCAAUGGCGUCUGUGCCGGCUACUCCCUCUUAUCGGCCUUCUUCUGCACGGCCAUGCCACGACCCAACAGCUUGUCUCGUUCAUGGCUCCUAUUCUUCUUUGAUCAGGUGGUGACGUAUGUGAUCCUCGCCGCCGGGACGGUGUCGGCGGAGGUGACAUUCCUGGCUUACCAUGGGGACAAGGCGGUGACGUGGAGCGAGGAGUGCAGCGUCUUCGACAGCUUCUGCCGGAGAGCGACGGCUUCCAUUGUCAUCACCUUUGGGGCGGUGGCCUGCUACGUUGUGCUCUCUCUGCUCUCCUCUUACCGUCUCUUCAGCACCUACGAAGCCCCGCUUCCCUUCGUCGGCAACAACGGAUUGGAGAUCGCCGCCUUCCCCCGCUGACCCACUUGGCCUGCGUUUGGAACCGUAACAUGGAAACGGAUGAUGCUAGGCUAAGCGUGAACUCGUUCUCAUCUAGUACUAGCAGCAGAACAAGGACGCAGCGAUAUUACUUGAUGACUCCAAAGCUGAACAACGGGGAGAACUCUUACUUCGUAAUUGAAGUCGAUUGUUACUCUUGCAGUAUUUGCCACUCUCUAACUUGUAUUCCUAUAUGUAAACUCAUGAUUCAGCUCAGCUUUAUGAGUUCUUUCGGACACCAUCUUGUUUCAGCUAAGAUAUGAAUAUUUAAGACUACUAUAAGAUGCUUGGAUGCUUGGCUGAUAAUGCCAGGAUAUCUAAACUUUGUCAC
Molecule: messenger RNA, 1119 nt
Organism: Phoenix dactylifera (date palm)
Lineage: Eukaryota; Viridiplantae; Streptophyta; Magnoliopsida; Arecales; Arecaceae
Product: CASP-like protein 2A1
Source: RefSeq, a predicted model, not a curated record